Molecule: messenger RNA, 7739 nt
Organism: Diceros bicornis minor
Lineage: Eukaryota; Metazoa; Chordata; Mammalia; Perissodactyla; Rhinocerotidae
Gene: SLC39A14
Product: solute carrier family 39 member 14
Exons: 9
Coding region: 2720-4201 (493 amino acids)
Biological process (GO): zinc ion import across plasma membrane; intracellular zinc ion homeostasis
Cellular component (GO): membrane
Molecular function (GO): zinc ion transmembrane transporter activity
Source: RefSeq, a predicted model, not a curated record
ACCAGGAGCCCGGCCCCUCCUUCCGAAGCCUCGGGCUGGACCAGGGAGGUGCUCCCGAGAACCCGCACAGGGCCCGGACCCUGGAUGGAGGCGACACUUGGCCUCAGUGACGCGAUGGGGGUUACUUGAUGGCGAGGGAAGGCAGGUCGCAGCUGCCGUCCCUUCGGCUGGAGAGCGCGGGAUGUGGGAGCAGGAGAAGGGUGUCCAGAAAGUGGAUAGCCGCACUGAAAGGCUGAGAGAGGCUUCAUGGACACAAGGAUGAAAGAAGCAGAGAGUAGAUGGGCAGAUCUGGCGGGCAGCUCUUGGGGUGGCUCGGAUGGGGCACUGGUGUCCGGACUUUGCUUUCCAGGAAUUGUGUUCCUCACUCCACUCCAUCCCGGGCCAGACCACCUCCCAGCUGAAGAUAAAUGCCCGAGAUCUUCUGACUGACCCGCUAGCAGGAGCUGGAGAACGGCAAAGGAGGGACUAAGCCAAACUCCAGCCUGGCUUACCCCGUGGGCAUGUCUUUUGAGCUAUUUUUGGCCUGUACUGGCCAAGUUAGGGGGUCCGGUUCAGCCUGCCCUCUCUUGGUGGGUUAGAGCAGUGGGACAAAAUAGCUAUCCAAGCAGUUUCACCAUGAGAUCCGGAGGUCCAAUUAAGCCAAGAAAAUUUCCUCAACUGUGGGUUGUGGCUUCAGUUUUGUUGUUUUUGUUGUUUUUGGGUUUUUUUUUGGUGAGGAAGGUUGGCCCUGAGCUAACAUCUGUGCCAGUCUUCCUCUAUUUUAUAUGUGGGACGCUGCCCUAGCAUGGCUUGAUGAGCGAUGCCUAGGUCCGUCCCUCUGUGAACCCUAGGCCACCAAAGCUGAGCGCUCAAACUUAACUGUUAGGCCGCCAGGCUGGCCCCUGGCUUCAGUUUUGAGGAUCUAGUGUCUGCCAGGGCUUGGGUGUCCAAGAGGACUGUGAACAUGAUCUGGUGAGGGGCUGAGUGCUCUCUGGGGCUUAAGGAAGGGUGCGGGCAGGAGCAGCUUUGACCUGACCCUUCCUCCUGGAGCCACCCAGGGCUUGUGUUUGUCUUGAGUCACUCUUCCCUAGGAACCUCAGGCCACGUGGGUAGGCUGUUGGGAAGUGGUGGUGGUCGCAUGUAGUGGGGACUUGACUGGCCACUCUGGCCUCUGUCCCAGCUCUGCUCCUGUGUUGCCCUAGGACCUUGGGAAGGGGUUAGUGCUAAGGUCUGAGUGGAUCCGUGGUCUCUUAUCCACAGCAUCUGCGAUUAAUCUUUAUCUCUUAAAACAAAAGCCAUAAAAACUGAGAGGAACUUGAUGAAGCAAGAGAAAGAAUGUCCAGAAUCAUAGCUUUUAGCAGCUAGAAUUAGAAAUCACAUAUUCCAUUUCUUGUUGGAAGCUCAGAGGUGAGUUUUUCAUAAAUUGUGUGGUAGCCAGGAGAUAGACUAGUGGUACUCUUCUUGCCCUUGGUUUGCAAGGGCAUGACUAGGGAGCACCAGAGAAUGAUUGGCCUUGUCACUUAGGCAAGAAGAAGAGUACAAGUUGUGGGCUCCCUGAGGUAUCAGAGCUGCAUGGCUCUCAGUAAUCGUUCGUCCCUUCAGUAUGUAAAUACACAGUGCCUGGUCUGUGCUUGGCUCUGCACAGGCCACCGGAGAGUGCAAAGAGGGGUUGAGGGCUGGCUUCCGCAGACUCUUGUCGGGGAGAAAGCACAUCCGUACGUGAAGAAUAAGGUGGCAACGCAGGAGAGGUCGCACUGUUGUGCUCGAUUAAGUGAGAAGACAGCACUUCACUAGAGAUGGUGUGAGCUGGCAGAAGUCCAGGUUUUUGAGCCACGUGAAUCUGUGUUCAGAUCCUGGCCCCAUCGCUCUCCAGCAGGGAGAAGUUUCUUAACCUCUGUGGGCCUGUUCUCACUGCUGUGCAGCAUGUAGUGACUGCCUAGAACAUGGUUAUCAUAUUGAGUGGGAGGGUGGUUAUUGUUAGGGGUCCCAGCAGCUGGUAGGCAGGUUGGGUUGUAGGAACAGUAUGAGCCCAGACUUAGGGUUGAUUCAUCUCCUUUUUAGGAACAGGGAUGUGGUUUCCCUGCCUUCUUGGUAGGCCUCUUUUUGUAGCCUGCCGGGUUUUGUCCCAUAGAUUCACUGGGCAAAGUGAAUUUUUCCACUUUAGUUUUGGAAGCUACUCUGAUUUCUUCAGGUAAUGGAAACACUCCUUUUCUGGGCUGAUAAUAGGCAGGAAGGACUAACAAUGCAUGUGUUUGCCUGUGUGUGUGUGUGUGUGUGUGUGUGUGUGUGUGCGCGCGCGCGCAUGCAGUAUUUAUCAGUCAUUGUAUUGGUUCUGUUUUCAAACCCUUCCCACCUUCCUCUUUACCUGCUCACACCCCACUCUAUUCCAGGAGGAACCUCAAUUCAUGUCUGAUAUUUACUGGAUCUUGGCAUCUGAGUGGUAGUGCUGUGAAUAGAUUGUAUAUAUCUGGAAAACAUGACGUGCUUCUCACCACUCUGCCAGAAUAAUUCAGCCUGUUUGCACUCGAUGCCUGAAGACAGCACUGCUUAGGCACUUCGCAGAACCACAGACAAUAGCAUGUUGAACUGGAGAGACUUUGGGAAUCUUUGAGUCUAACCGCUUUGUUUCACAACAAGAGAAACUGAAUCUCAGGAGGUUAAUUGGUGUUCCCAAGUCACAAUGCUUGCUAGUCACCAAGAGGCUUGAUGUAGAAGACCAAAGAAAGACUUGUUUGUCACCAUGAAGCUGCUGCACCCAGCCUUCCCUAGCUGCUUCCUGCUGACCCUGCUCAGCUUGUGGAAAGCUGCUCCUGAGGCUCACGCUGUGUCCGGGGGGGCGCCAGCCAUCAGUGCGGCCUCUUUCCUGCAGGACCUCAUGCAUCGCUACGGUGAGGGUGACAGCCUCACCUUGCAGCAGCUGAAGGCCCUGCUCAACCACCUGGAUGUGGGAGUGGGCCGGGACAAUGUCACGGAGCCCAUGCAGGGACAGAGGAACCUCUCGACGUGCUUUAGUUCCAGGGACCUCUUUGCUGCCCACAACUUCAGCGAGCAGUCCCGGAUUGGGACGAGAGAAUUCCGGGAGUUCUGCCCCACGGUCCUCCAGCAGCUAGAUUCCCGGGCCUGCUCCUCCGAGAACCAAGAGAACGAAGAGAACGAGCAGACAGAGGAGGGACGGCCAAGCAUGAUUGAAGUGUGGGGAUACGGUCUCCUCUGUGUGACCGUCAUCUCCCUCUGCUCCCUCAUGGGGGCCAGCGUGGUGCCCUUCAUGAAGAAGACUUUUUACAAGAGGCUGCUGCUCUACUUCAUAGCUCUGGCGAUUGGAACCCUCUACUCCAACGCCCUCUUCCAGCUCAUCCCCGAGGCUUUUGGUUUCAACCCUCUGGAAGAUUAUUAUGUCUCCAAGUCUGCAGUGGUGUUUGGGGGCUUUUAUCUUUUCUUUUUCACAGAGAAGAUCUUAAAGAUGCUUCUUAAGCAGAAAAAUGAGUCCCUCCAGCAUCAUCACGGACAUAGCCAUUAUGCCUCUGAGACGCUGCCUUCCAAGAAGGACCAGGAGGAGGGGGUGACAGAGAAGCUACAGAAUGGGGAUUUGGACCACAUGAUUCCUCAACACUGCAGCAGCGAGCUGGAUGGGAAGGCCCCCAUGAUGGACGAGAAGGUCAUCAUGGGCUCGCUCUCUGUCCAGGACCUGCAGGCUUCCCAAAGCGCCUGUUACUGGCUGAAAGGUGUCCGCUACUCGGAUAUUGGCACUCUGGCCUGGAUGAUCACCCUGAGCGAUGGCCUCCACAAUUUCAUCGACGGCCUGGCUAUCGGUGCCUCCUUCACUGUGUCUGUUUUCCAAGGCAUCAGCACCUCGGUGGCCAUCCUCUGUGAGGAGUUCCCACAUGAGCUAGGAGACUUUGUCAUCCUGCUCAAUGCUGGGAUGAGCAUCCAGCAGGCUCUCUUCUUCAACUUCCUUUCUGCCUGCUGCUGUUACGUGGGUCUGGCCUUUGGCAUCCUGGCCGGCAGCCACUUCUCUGCCAACUGGAUCUUUGCACUUGCUGGAGGAAUGUUCUUGUAUAUUUCUCUGGCUGAUAUGUUCCCUGAGAUGAAUGAAGUCUGCCAAGAGGAUGAAAGGAAGGGCAGCACCUUACUCCCCUUUGUGAUCCAGAACCUGGGCCUAUUGACUGGUUUCACCAUCAUGCUGCUCCUCACUAUGUAUUCAGGACAGAUCCGGAUCGGGUAGCGGCCUUGGCUACCCCAUCCCUGGCCCGAGGACUCGGCAUCCGCAAAGCACCUCGGAAGAGGCAGUUCUGUUAAAAACUGUGACACCGACUGUAUUCCUGCAUUCAAAUGUCAGCUGUUUGUAAAAUGCUCUAUCCUAGGAAUAAGCUGCCUGGUAACCAGUCUCUAGGUAGUGCCUCUCUCCCUUUCCUCUCCCUUCUUUCUCAGAGUGACUCUGGAACCUGAAUGUAGCUUUAGAAGACAUGCCUAACUUUUUUCUCUGGUUACCCUGGCCUCUUCAAACCAGCUCUGGGAGAUUUUGAAUCCUUUGCCCUACAAUGCAAAAAUAUAGCCAGCGGUCAUAACUUGGUUAGAAAUAUCAGGAGGUGAAUCUAUAGUUUGGGGUCCAUAAAUUUAAAUGUGUAUCUUGAACCUCAAGAUGACCCAUUUUUAAAUGGAUUCACCUAUUUUUACAGAAAAGGUACGAGAGACAGGAAUCCCUCCUAAUUUUUCCAAGUCUAUUCAGCUGCUUUUUCUCUCAAAGAGAACUGAAAGUUGCAACAGACGAAUAGGGCAAGAGAGGAGGCCAGGAUCAUCCUGAGUGAGGGGGAAGUCACACCGACGGUCUGUGUCCUGUCUUGAUGGUUACUUGUUCCCACGGGGGUGCUGGGUGUUGAUUUUGUGGCUGUACCUGGUGUUUCAUGGCCGUCCAGGUGAGCUGGCUUGUAGGAUCAGGUCCCUGGACCUCCCCUUCUUCCAGGUUAACACUGACAGAGUGGAGGGCAGAGAAUGAAGACCUGCGAGAAAUCGAUUGGUUUUGCUCUGAUUUCCACCCCCCUUCCCUACUCCCAUCUUCUGAGAGACUUUUUAGCUGCCUCCCUAGAAGCACAUUCUGAGCACAUUUACAAUGCUUGUAUUAGAGGGGAGACUGCACAAAUUUACCUCCCCUGGUCAACACUUCUGCAAAGUGGCAAGUUGACUUGUAGAACUGGAAUGCAGUUUAUGCUCUUCUUAGACAAGGGUAAUCAGAAAUGCAAUCAGUGCAGGCAAAGUGUAGGAUGUAUUAAUUUCAUAAGUAAAAGUACAAGUAAUAGAACUCUGAGAUGUAAGGUCCAAAACCUGAUCGGGGCACCACAGAUGUUUGCAGAGCAGAGGACCUACUGAUUAUGCUGCGUAUGGGUUUUAAAGAGCACUCUCUAGGUUACCCCUUCCUCCCUCACCCUAAACAAGAAAGGGCGAAUCAUGUAUUGAAUUAAAUAUUAAUUGCUCUAACUCUUCAGAAAAUGGGUUGGUAGACUUGUCUGUGAGACUGUAGGCCAGCCUCAGGCACUGUGGAGCCCUCUCCUCAGAACUCGGGCUUCAAGGGGAGCUCAUCUCCAGGUUCACUAGGUGAAUUGAUUUAUUAUUAUCAUAUUGAUAAUAUGAGAUUCUUCAGCCACUUUGUGGAGCCAGUCUCUCCAGAAGCCUUUCUUAGUGGUGCCCACAGUUGCGGCCCAGGGGCUAUGUUCACAAACUGAUGUGUGUGCCUGACUGACAAGUGCUGGUGCAUUGCCAACACCUGUGAGUUUUUCUGUUCUUACAUGGGAAAACUUUCCACUCUACAGUAAUUAAAAGCAGCAUCUGUUUUGUUUUUUUCUUCUUGGAAAAUGUCUCUCAAACCAGAAUAUUCUUAAAAAGAACAUGAGUGGGGAAAUUGCUGGUGAUGCUUGAUACAUUUUUCUCCUUAUCUUCCCUGUUGACUUGGAUACAUUUGAGAAUGGGCUGAAGAAGGAAAACUUGAGUUUUAAGGUUCUAGAUUAAAUAUCAGGACUGACUCCUGAUAGGAUUAUGGUCCAGUUUUACCAAAGAACCAAUUCAUGGAAUGUUGGAAUCUAACUUUUAUAUUAUCAUUAUUAUUUUUACUGUCUUAAAACAAUUCUUUGUCUUUUCUGUUUUAUUUUUCUCAAAUUGCUUUCAGGAGCUAGCAGAAAAUAACACUCAAACUUGAAGGCUUUAGAAGAUUUUGCUUUCCUUAAUUCACAUUGAUGUAUUACAUUUAUAAUUUUAGCAUUCCCUGUAGAGCUGUCAUUCCUUACACAUACCAUUAUUCAUGGAGUAGAAUACUAACUUGGAGUUAUGGGUUUCUAGUUUUAGGAGAAGAGCUCAAAAAUGUAAUCUUUAACAAAUUAAAAAGUAAAAUAUGAAGUAGUAGGGUGCUUUCCCUUUUCAUGCAUGUCUAUGUUAACUUAAGAACUUUCCUUUCAUAGACAGCUGCCUCAAGGGGAAAUUCUCUAAGCUGUAAUUGGUCCAGAGGCCUGAACUAGUUGGAGCUUAGGAGGGGUGGAGAUGCUCAGAUCAUGCGAGUGAUCGGAUGUUGCCGCUGGCAACAGAUUUGCCUCGUGAGUUAAAAAUGUGGCAGUUUCUUUUUGACUUUGAAGUGUCGAAUUUGCCAUUUUAAACAUUUGUACAUAUUAGGAGUCUGAGGAGCAGCGAGUUCUGAAGACGUUUUCACCCCUGGCAUUAGCAUCUUCAACCUCUUUUUCCCUGAAUGGACCCGCUCCUGUUAACUUUAGCAAGGAAAGUAUAUGUCACAUGCAGAAGCAGUGACCCAGGAGCAGGGCUUCUGCUUCUCACCUUGCCCUGGCAUGCAGGUUGCCUUCUGUCCUUGUCCCCAAAGGUUUUUUGUGUCUAGUGUCAACUUGGGGCUUUCCCUCAUUGGUCCUUCACCCUGGGUUUAAAAAAGAAGUCUUCUCUAUUUGGGUAUCGUAAGACCUGUUUUUAGUAAGUCUUCUUCCAAAGAGAUGAUAGUAUGCUGGAAAUCUGCUUAAAAAAGAAAAAGUUGUCUGAUUUUUGCAAGAGAGCAGUUAGGUUUUUAUUGUUCAUAUUUCUUUUUACAGUUCUGCAAUUCCAUCACAGUAUUUUUUUACAUAACUCAGGUGUUAUGAGAAAAAUUAGAAAAUAAUAUAACUUAUGUGGACUGUAAAUGUUUAUUUGUAAGAUUCUAUAAAUAAAACUAUAUUCUGUAACUGGAAUCCCAGGUGUGAUCUUUUGCAAUAAUGUGGGUAUAAUGAAGACUGUUAGACACAAGGUGGCGAUGAUGUCUUGCUGACUUACAAACUGACUGAGUGUUUCACUGGUCCAGCUUAUUUUGACAAGGGAAUUUUCCAAGUAACCUGAGAUACCAAAACAUGCUCACUUUAAAAUGAUUAAUUUAUCUUUAUUGAGCCUGUGACUUUGUGACAUUGCAUGAUAGAAGAGCUGUGGUGUUUCCUAAGAAGAACUUUCUAUCACGCUGCUUUUCCUUGUGUAAAUCCACGAUUUACUUUAACUUUAAAACUUGUAGAGUACUGUGGUUCAUUUAAACCACAUCUCCUGUAUGUCUUACGGGGAAAAGUCCUGUCAUGAGACUUAAAAUUAUAAACCUGUUCCUAUGCCAAUUUAGUCAUAGGCUGUUGUUUUUCUUUGACAAUAAAAAUGAGCAGUAAGGUAAAAAUAUUGAUGCGAUCUUAUUACUAUAUACCUUAGAGACUCCUAAAUGCCUAUUGCUCAGCCCUCCCAUUUUUUAAAACUCAAGAAUAAUA